AUGGCACCACCAACUCCUGUUUAUGAUAGGUUCGAGAUCCAUAGUAGGUAUGGUGAUAUCCUUGCCGACCCCGAUAAAUACCAAUGUCAAAAGAAAUCACUUACACAAAACGAAUGUACAUUUAGAAUAACAUAUCCCAAUAAAGUACCUCAGGUUAUAUGUCUACCUUUCAAAAGAGAAUUCCUUCGAUGUCUUUUUGCUACCACUGAAAUCAAGAAUGGGACCAAAGUUGUGGUAGAUAAAUGGACUAAUAUUGAAAUAACCAACGAAAAUACCAAUAAAGACUUAUUCACUGACCCUAAAUAUGAAGAUCAAGUGAAAGAUUUCCUUCGAGCUGAUGAAGAUUUAAAGAAAUUAUUAACCGAAAGUCAAACAACUCAGUGA
This is a messenger RNA of Yamadazyma jaroonii, 384 nucleotides long. Lineage: Eukaryota; Fungi; Ascomycota; Pichiomycetes; Serinales; Debaryomycetaceae. The record is from the annotation of a GenBank genome assembly.